Molecule: messenger RNA, 4707 nt
Organism: Eremothecium gossypii ATCC 10895
Lineage: Eukaryota; Fungi; Ascomycota; Saccharomycetes; Saccharomycetales; Saccharomycetaceae
Gene: RIM15
Product: protein kinase RIM15
Exons: 1
Coding region: 1-4707 (1568 amino acids)
Biological process (GO): phosphorelay signal transduction system; peptidyl-serine phosphorylation
Cellular component (GO): cytoplasm; nucleus
Molecular function (GO): protein serine/threonine kinase activity; ATP binding
Source: RefSeq, marked provisional
AUGAGCGAGGCAGACGUGUGGCAGCAGGCCGCCACGGCGGGGCGGGGCGCGGAGCAGGCGCAUCGCGAGGCGCGCGAUGCGGACUCGGCGUCUACGUCGUCGGUGGACUCGGUGAACUAUCUGCAGUACCUUGAGAAGGCGACGGCCAAGAACCCGUCUGUGUUGCUAGAGCUCGAUCCGGACGGCAACGUCAAGUACGUGUCGCAGGUGUGGGAGACGGUGGUGGGGACGCGGUGCGCGGAGGUGGUGGGGCGGCCGGUGUCGGAGGUGAUCCUGGGGGGCGACCAGGACAAGCUGGUGUUCCAGAAGGCGGUGGCGAUGAUGUGCCAGGACGACCGCAGCUGCCGGGUGCGGUUUCUGACGGCGCUGGGCCCGGAGCGCGCGGCGGCGGACGGGGAGGCGGUGGUGGAGCUCGAGGCGCAGGGGACGCUGAUCCACGACGGGGAGAUCAGCAGCCUGCCGGCGCACUCGAUGUGGAUCGUGAAGCCGUUCUACGAGGUGGACGAGCUGGACGACUUGCCGCCGGACUUCGUGAAGCGGCUCGGCUUCGGGGCGAAGCUCUUCUCGCACUACUUGCAGCAGAUCGAGGAUCUGGAGGUGCUAGACGAGCAGGAGCUCCCAACGCCGAAGUGCGAGCUCUGCCGCGUGUGCGAGACGCUCGUGCCGGCGUGGUGGUUGGAGACGCACUCGGAGAUGUGCGUGUGCGAGCACCGGAUCGAGAGCGCGGUGCAGCUCAUCCACGAUGAGUUGGUGGAGCUCAAGAGGCUGAUAGAAGACUUGACCGGCGCGCUCGGCCAGCCCGGCGCGGCGGCGGAGUACAAGGGUCUCGCGUUGCCGCAGCCGGACCCUAGCGACCUGGGCCCUGCGAAGCAGGCGCCCGUGAUGCUCCAUCCGUCCCUGAGCUGCCCGAACUUGUCCGACGACGAGCACAACCCGUUCCGCCGCGCGAGCCGCUCGGGCAAGGACGCACGGUCGCUGUUCCACCACGUGCGCUUCCCCUUCAAGCAGCUUUCGCUGUUGAGCGAUUUGUGUGAGGACGCCAUCAACAUCAACACCAGCGAGUUGCUCGACGCGGACGUGCGGGAGCAGGACUCGCCCUACGGCCUUCUUAACAUGCAGUCGGUUACAUAUCGCUUCUCUCCGAACACCAAGAACAACAUAGAUCACGUAACUGCCUGGGAUGCCCAAUUGGGGGUCGACGACCCAGCCAUAAACCUGUUGACACAGGAUACCGUCGAGCUUGUUAAACGGAAGGUGGAGAUGGUCCUCAGGUUAGACAAUACGAUGAGGCAUUCGUUGAAGAUAAAGCAUGAGGUGGAUUGCCAGGUUGUGAAUUUGAUAAAGGAUAAAAUUGAGAGCAACAAAAUCAACCUGCAGGCCGACGAAACGAUGCAGGAUCUGGGACAGGCCGCGCAGCCGCUAUUUGGCACGUCUUGCAGUCCAUCCUCCUCCAGAAUUGCUACACCGCUUCCACAGAGGCCCCAGAGCCGUAUUCUAACGGACAGCUACAUGGCGUCGAGCUCCGUCACGGACCUGAAGGCCGUCAUGAACGUGGGUAUGCCGCCCCUGGACUAUACCUCACGGUCCAACUCGGGCUCGCAUCCGCUGUCGCGGUCUAUAACGCCGCGGCAGGCUAUUACCGACCACUCCUCAAGCGCCUACCAGCUGCCGCUGACGGUAUCCAACAGUAACACAUCCGGAGGCACGCCCGUUGAUACGAAACCGCCCACGAUUGGGACCCCGCGUGCCUCCUCUACCUCUCAAUGCAAUCUGCCCAAGCUGAGCACUAUCAUUAAUCUGACGCCUAGAAGAGGCUCGCCGCUGUCAUCUGUCGGCAUGAACACACCGUUCUCAACAAUACAGCGGAAAAGUACUGUCAAAAGCAUCGGAGAGAAAUCUCCGAUGUCUUCACCAUUUAUGGUCGGGUCUGACUUGUUGUCACCGGAGGGGCACUUACCAUCAGCGACUGCCCCGAAGCCUCCUCUAUCGCCCUUGUUACUAGCAACAAACCAAGCCAAGGCACCAACGCCAUCCAUUAAAGAUUAUGAUAUUAUUAAACCAAUAAGCAAGGGUGCUUAUGGGAGUGUCUAUUUAGCCUAUAAGCGCAUUACAGGAGAAUAUUUUGCCAUCAAGGUACUAAGGAAGUCCGAUAUGAUCGCUAAGAACCAAGUGACGAAUGUGAAGUCCGAGAGGGUUAUAAUGAUGGUCCAGAGUGAAAAACCAUACGUUGCAAAGUUGUACGCCACUUUUCAAAAUAAGGAAAACUUGUUUCUAGUGAUGGAAUAUCUAAGCGGGGGGGAUUUGGCCACACUAAUCAAGAUGAUGGGCAAUUUGCCAGACAAAUGGGCAAAACAGUACAUCACCGAAGUUAUUAUUGGCGUUGACGAUAUGCACAUGAGCGGGAUCAUCCACCAUGAUUUGAAACCGGAUAAUUUGUUAAUAGACUCGAAUGGUCAUGUGAAAUUAACUGAUUUCGGGCUUUCUCGGAUAGGUUUGAUUCAGCGUCAUAAAAAGCACCAUAGUAGACAUUGUUCUAUCCAGGCGGUGACGUCAAAGUCGAGACACAACAGUCUAACACCGGAUGAAGCUCUAGAGCAAAACGGAGCCGUUACCUGCACACCAAGCAACUUACUCGAAGGACUGAUGGUCAGUAGGAGAGGUGAGCGUUCCGAUUCUAUUUCCAGUUCCCAUUCCCAGCUAGAUGCACAGACUUUACAUCGAACUGGUUCACAGGUGUCCUUCUCUAUUAUGGACAUAUCUAGAUCUGGGACGCCGCCUCCCCCUCUGCCCGCUCCUAUAGCGUCCCUUCAGAAUCAACUGUCUCAACAACCCGGGCAACAGCAGCAUUCGCAUAUGAAUCAGCCGCAACAACUGUCUUUGGCUCCUUCAAGUAGUGGAAGCAUGCCCAAGAGAAGCGCGUCGGUGUUCUCCUCUGACAACUCUGACACUUCCCGCGACUUCGCCUUGUUCCAUCCCGAUGAAGAUGGAAGCAGGCGGUUUUUCGGCACACCCGACUAUCUCUCGCCGGAGACAAUAUUGGGCACAGGUGAAAGCGGUGCCUCAGAUUGGUGGUCUGUGGGUUGUAUCCUCUUCGAGUUUCUACUAGGCUAUCCUCCAUUCCAUGCGUCCACGGUAGAGGACGUCUUCAAGAACAUCCUCAGUGGUCAAAUUGAUUGGCCUUCAUUCCCGAACAAAGAAACUGAACUGGAAUACCUUUCGCCUGAGGCGAAAGACCUAAUAUUGAAGCUAUUGGAAUCAAAUCCAGAAGAGCGCUUGGGCGCGAAUGGGGCGCAGGAAAUAAAGGAGCAUCCAUACUUCAAAGGCAUUAACUGGAGCAAGGUAUACGAUGAAGAAGCGUCUUUUGUGCCAACUGUUGAUAACCCAGAGGAUACAGAUUAUUUUGAUCUUCGAGGAGCUGAUUUGGAUGAAUUGCUGCGCGACAAUUAUGGUGAAGAUGAUUUGCAAAGUACUAGCGGGAUGCAUACUCCAAACUCAUCCAUGCGGACGGACAAAAAACAGCCCAGCAACCACAGUAGCGGCAACAGCACGCCUGUGCCAAAAAUGAGUAUUGCUUCAGUUUUUGACCCGCUUUCGCAAGACAAUACGAGUAGUAAUAGUAACUCGCCGAUAUUGAAACAUAUCCCCUUGGCGAUUCCUCCUCAUUUGAGGGAAAGGCGGCCUAGCAAGUUGAAUGAUAUUCAAACAGAAUUUGGCUCUUUCAGCUAUCGAAAUCUAAGCGCUCUGGACAAAGCAAAUAAAGAUACCAUAAAUAGGUUGAAAAGCGAGCACUACUCAGAUCACCAUCACGUCAGGGCAUCUCCUGGCUCUCUGUCAAGCUCUUCUUCCGAGGCAUCCUCCAAGCUAAAAGCCGCCAACCCAGGCUCCAGUGCUUCGUCUCCAAUCUGCAAUAAUGCCGGUAAAGGAACCUUUAGCAGAGCAGGUUCUCCGCAGAUGGCUCGGACACAUUCUCCAAGCAGGCGGAACAGCAUAGAGCAGUCGGCUGCUCCCGGCGCCGGUACAAUCACGCAGCGGCGCCACACCUGGGACCACCACAUUACUCUGGAUAACGACUAUCCUCCACCAGGCCCGCCCAUCACAAAGUUCAAGUCGCCCCUCUCGCCAACCCAGAACAUGGGGACUUCUCGCUCAAGGAUGCAGUCCAGGACGUCUUCCCAGCGCACCAGCAUCAGCGAAAUCUCGAUGGAGGACGACGAGCGCCACAUAGCACUCUCCAAAGUGAACACCUUGCGCAGCCGCAGGCGUAGCGGAAGAAAAAGCUCCUCCGGCACAAGCGAGGUGGGAUACAACAUGGAUGUCUUGCUCUGUGAACCCAUUCCCAUCCACAGGUAUCGCCUCACCAGAGACCUCGAGUCUUUGGGAUGCUCCGUCGUCGCCGUAGGCACGGGCGACGAAAUCGUUCGACGCGCAACCAGCGGCGUCCGCUUCGACCUCAUCAUAACCACCCUGAAGCUCCCCAAAAUCGGCGCAGUCGACAUCACCCGUCUCUUGCGCCAGACCACGAGCAUCAACUGCACCACCCCCAUCGUGGCCGUCACUGUCAACUAUCAUGACGCAGGAACCCACAUCUUCGACGACGUCCUAGAGAGACCGAUCGGAACGGAACAAUUGCGCAAAUUGGUUUCCAAAUAUGCCCUUUUUAAAUCUCAGCAACAUGAAGACACCAUCCUGAGUGAUUCCGAAAUGUAG